Messenger RNA from Alligator sinensis (Chinese alligator), 4137 nucleotides. It is a transcript of the gene KLB, whose product is annotated as klotho beta. Lineage: Eukaryota; Metazoa; Chordata; Crocodylia; Alligatoridae. The coding region runs from base 104 to 3151 and encodes 1015 amino acids. The record is from RefSeq and is a predicted model, not a curated record. Gene Ontology annotation, biological process: fibroblast growth factor receptor signaling pathway; carbohydrate metabolic process. The transcript is spliced from 5 exons. Gene Ontology annotation, molecular function: fibroblast growth factor receptor binding; hydrolase activity, hydrolyzing O-glycosyl compounds; fibroblast growth factor binding.
UGAAGGCAGUCUGCACAGCAGAGACUCUUAACAGGAAUGAAUGGAUUUUCUCCAGCACGAAUGAAAGAAAUCUGACUUAAUACAGAUGCUAUAAAAGGACAUAAUGUGUGGCCAAAGACUGAAGAGAUCUGUGACUUUUUGGACACUUGUUUUCAUACGAACAGUUACUGGACUUGCCGGAGAUGGAAGAUCUGUGUGGAAAAAAGACCUUAGCCUCAGUCCUGUGAGUGGUACUCAGAUGUUUCUAUAUGACACUUUUCCUAAAGAGUUUCUUUGGGGGGUAGGGACUGGAGCAUUCCAGGUGGAAGGCAGCUGGAGAAAAGAUGGAAAAGGACCCUCCAUAUGGGACCACUUCAUCCAUUCAGAGUUCACAGACGCUGCCAACACAGCUGGCUCCAGUGACAGCUAUGCAUUUCUGGACAAAGACUUGUCAGCUCUGGAUUUCUUGGGGGUUACAUUUUAUCAGUUUUCAAUUUCAUGGCCAAGGCUCUUUCCCACUGGAAUGGUAGCAACUCCUAAUGAAAAAGGACUCCAGUACUAUAGCUCUCUAAUUAAUGCUCUAGUUCACAAAAAUAUUAAGCCCAUAGUUACUCUGUACCACUGGGACUUACCUUUAACACUGCAAGAAAAAUACGGGGGAUGGAAAAAUGAAUCACUAAUUGAAAUCUUCAGUGACUAUGCAACCUUUUGUUUCCAGACUUUUGGGGAUCGCGUUAAGCAUUGGAUUACAAUCCACAAUCCUUAUUUAGUUGCUUGGCAUGGGUAUGGUACAGGUAUGCAUGCACCUGGAGAGAAAGGGAAAAUAGCAGCUGUCUACUCUGUAGGACACAAUCUGAUCAAGGCUCAUGCAAAAGUUUGGCACAACUACAACAGACACUUUCGGUCAUAUCAGCAGGGUGUUGUGUCCAUAGUUUUAGGAUCCCACUGGAUUGAACCCAACAGAUCACAAGAUGUUCUGGACAUUAAUAACUGUCAGCAGUCAAUGGAGAGAGUACUUGGAUGGUUUGCAAAGCCAAUACAUGGGGAUGGUGAUUACCCGGAAGAGAUGAAAAAUAAACUGCACUCAUUUUUGCCCAGCUUUACUGAGGCAGAAAAAAACUAUGUAAAAGGAACAGCUGACUUCUUUGCAUUUUCCUUUGGUCCUAACAAUUUUAAACCCCCAACCACGCUAGCUAAAAUGGGACAAAAUUUGUCACUUAAUUUAAGGGGAGUUCUGAAGUGGAUUAAACUGGAAUACACCAACCCUAGGAUCUUGAUUGCAGAGAAUGGUUGGUUCACUGACAGCCACGUGAAAACAGAAGACACCACGGCCAUCUAUAUGAUGAAAAACUUCAUUAAUAAAGUUUUACAAGCUAUUAAAUAUGACGGUAUCAGUGUGUUUGGUUACACUGCCUGGUCUCUCCUUGAUGGGUUUGAAUGGCAACAUGCCUACAACACUAGACGUGGAUUAUUUUAUGUAGAUUUCGAUAGUGAGCAGAAAGAAAGGAUUCCUAAGUCAUCUGCACUUUAUUACAAACAAAUAAUUCAAGAUAAUGGAUUUUUUCUGAAGGAGUCUCCCCAGGGGCUACAAAGUCAAUUCUCCUGUGACUUCUCCUGGGGUAUCACAGAGUCUGUUCUUAAGGCUGAGUUGGUAGCUUCCUCUCCACAGUUCUGUGAUCCCAACCUGUAUAUCUGGAAUGUCACUGGAGAUGGGCUUCUGCACCAAGUUAAAGGAGUGAAGCUGAAAACACGACCAGCUCAAUGUACAGAUUUUGUUAGCAUUAAGAAACAACUUGAUCUCCUGGAAAAACUGAAAGUCACUCAUUAUAGAUUUGCACUUGAUUGGUCAUUAAUUCUACCCAAUGGAGAUUUGUCAGCUAUCAAUAGGCAAGUGCUAAAAUAUUAUAGAUGUGUGAUUAGUGAAGUACUGAAACUCAAUAUUAAAUCUAUGGUAACUUUAUAUUAUCCAACUCACGCCUACUUGGGCCUGCCUGCUCCUUUAUUGCAGGGAGGAGGAUGGCUAAAUCAGUCUACUGCCCAGGCCUUUCAAGAUUAUGCAGCUUUAUGUUUUCAGGAACUCGGUGAUUUGGUAAAAUUAUGGAUUACAAUAAAUGAGCCGAACCGACUAAGCAACAUCUAUAACAGAAGUAGCAAUGAUACCUACCAGGCAGCACACAAUUUACUGCUAGCACAUGGCAUGGCCUGGCAAAUCUAUGACAAGCAAUAUAGGUCCAUUCAGCAUGGCCAGGUGUCCCUCUCUUUGCAUUCAGAUUGGGUUGAGCCUGCCAAUCCCUAUUUUGAUACUCACUUGAAAGCAGCUGAAAGGUUUCUUCAGUUUGAGAUAGGUUGGUUUGCAGAUCCAGUUUUCAAGAGUGGGGAUUAUCCAGCAGCCAUGAGGGAAUAUAUUCUCUCCAAAAACAAAAAAGGCCUCUCAGAGUCUUUCUUGCCAUAUUUUACAAAUGAAGAAAAGAAACUCCUUAGAGGCUCAGCUGAUUUUUAUGCUCUGAAUCAUUUCACCACAAGAUUCGUGAUCCAUGAACUUCAAAAUGGAAGCCAGUAUGAGUUUGAUCGGGAUGUUCAGUUCCUACAAGAUAUCACCUGUCUGAGUUCACCAUCUCGCUUGGCAGUGGUGCCUUGGGGAAUUCGCAAAGUUCUACAAUGGAUUAAAAAGAACUAUGGUGACAUAGAUGUUUACAUCACAGCAAAUGGGAUUGACGACCAGUCUUUGGACAAUGAUGAACUUCGAAAUUAUUACUUAAGAAAAUAUACACAAGAGGUUUUGAAAGCAUAUCAUAUAGAUAAAGUCAAAAUUAGAGGCUAUUAUGCUUUUAAACUGACAGAAGAAAAACUGAAACCCAGAUUUGGAUUCUUCACUUCUGAUUCUAAGGCCAAGCCUUCUGUACAAUUUUAUAACCACCUGAUUAGCAGCAAUGGCUUUCCUGCAGAGUAUUCAACCUGCGAUCAAACAAAUGAAAAAACACAGUGUACCUUCUGUUUAUUUCUUUCACAGAAAAAGCCACUGAUAUUCUUUGGCUGCUGCCUUUUUUCCACACUUAUUUUGCUUUUAACUAUUACCAUUUUUCACAAGAGAAAAAGGAAAAAACGUUAUAGGCCAAAAAAAUUCCAGUACAUCUGUGUUCCAUUUAAAAAAAGGACACAAAACCACAUUUAAUUAAACUCAUCACUGUUUUCUCUAUAAUAGAGACGGGACUCUUUUUGAGAAGCACUAUGUGAGUCACUCCAGAUAUAUGAACCAAGUAAUAUUCAGUGGAGGAAUGGAAAACAAUAGCACAUACAUUAAAAGGAAAAAACCCAAACCAACCUGUGAUGAUGAUGUUGAAAUUAUUUUAUCUGGCUUUUGAAGCAAAGUAAAUGGUCUCUCCCUGUGCGUUGGAAUGAUCUUUAAACUAAUUUGACUUGAAAAGUUAUUAAGCUGUGAGAACUGAUGUGCACUUUUAUAUAAAUGUCUUUGGACUAGAACAUUUUAUGAUGGAUGCCAAGAUAUUUUUGUGCCAUUGUUAAGUAUGAAUUGGCAGCUGUCUAGGUUUGCAAAUGUAAGAAGUUAAAAAAAAAAAAAAUCAGACCAAUUCAACACCAAGGAUUAAAUGUUCUGGGGAAGAUUUUGUUCUCAGUUGCAAAGAUAAAUACAAGCAACUCCCUCAUUAUUUCAGAUACAUUGCAGGUGCAACUGAGAUCCGUCUUGGACAGCUUAUUCUAAAAAUAAGGCAAUAGGCCGCCUAGAAGCAUCUGGGGAGAGGCAUCAGAAUAUGCAAUCACUACCUGUUUCGCCCCACUAGGUAGGAACAAGAAAAAAAAAACCCCAAUCAUACACAGAUUUUUAUUACUGAAGAACAUCAAGAUAAGGUAUGGGUGGUAAGCUACCACAGACCAAUAAAAUGCACAGUUGCAAAUUGUAUUUAUUUCCAGGAAAAAGUGCAAAGUAUGUGAAGCUCUAGUACUCCUAGUACAUUGUUAACACAGACCUCAGUGUUGCAAAUAUUGGGCAGGCCCUAUUCUAAAGAUAUACGAGAUCAAUUUGUUUAGAAAUGUCUAUUCUCCAAAGAAUUGUCUGUAUACGUAUAUUAUUAAAGUGACAUUUUCAGAGUCUAUGAAAGGUUUGUCCCUUAUUUUCAGUAUAACUAGCAAAGAAACAUUUUG